Molecule: messenger RNA, 1321 nt
Organism: Zalophus californianus (California sea lion)
Lineage: Eukaryota; Metazoa; Chordata; Mammalia; Carnivora; Otariidae
Gene: MITD1
Product: microtubule interacting and trafficking domain containing 1
Exons: 7
Coding region: 128-877 (249 amino acids)
Biological process (GO): midbody abscission
Cellular component (GO): midbody
Source: RefSeq, a predicted model, not a curated record
CCAUGUCCCGCCCAUUCACGGGCCAUAAAGAGAGCGCAGGCGCACUGAUGUCACGUGAUCGCCCCCGGAAGCGCGGCCUGCUGGCUCAGUUCUGGUUGAGCUUGGGGCGCAGGGGAGUUUCGGAACUAUGGCGAAGUCCGGGAAGGAGCUGGAUGGUCAGAGCGUGGCUGCAUUCACGGUGUUAAAGCGGGCGGUGGAACUAGACUCGGAGUCCCGGUACCAGCAGGCUCUGGUGUGUUACCAGGAGGGGAUAGACCUGCUCAUGCAGGUUCUGAGAGGUACCAAAGAUGAUACAAAGAAAUGUCAUCUCAGAAAACAAAUUACUGGCUACAUGGAUAGAGCAGAAAUAGUGAAGAAAUACUUGGAUCAAGAAAAAGAAGAUGGAAAAUAUCACAAGCAGAUUAAAAUAGAAGAGAAUGCAACAGGUUUCAGUUAUGAGUCACUUUUUCAAAAAUACCUUAAUGAAACAGUUACAGAAGUUUGGAUACAAGAUCCUUAUAUUAGACAGAAUCAUCAGCUAUAUAACUUUCUUCGAUUUUGUGAGAUGCUUAUUAAGAAACCAUGUAAAGUAAAAACUAUUCAUCUUCUCACCUCUCUGGAUGUAGGUAGUGGGAAACAGCAGCAAAGUAGUGGCCUGCAAGAAAUAAAAGAGUCACUCCAGAAUUACGGUGUGUUAUUGGAAUUAGAAUAUUCUUCUUCAGUACAUGACCGAGAAAUUAGGUUUAACAAUGGAUGGAUGAUUAAGAUUGGAAGAGGACUUGAUUAUUUUAAGAAACCACAGAGUCGUUUUUCCCUUGGAUAUUGUGAUUUUGAUUUAAGACCAUGUCAUGAAACAACAGUGGACAUUUUUCAUAAUAAGCACACAAAAAAAAUAUGAUGGGUAGUAGCUUAAUUUGCAUUAUAUAUUUCUAUUUUAAGUGAAUAUUGAUUUUGUUACUUUGGAUAGAUCAUUCCUAUAAUUACAAAUUUAACAAUAAAUUUUUACAUUUCUACUAAUUUAUGGAUCCAUUUUUUAGUUAUGUAACCAACCCUAAAUAUUUUUAUAAAUACAUUAUUCAGUAGAUUUACAGUGUUUCCAGUCAUAAGGUUAAUUUAAACAUUUUACCAGCUUGUCUCUUAUUUGACUGUUGGAGAAUGAAUUAAUAAACAAUGAGCGCCUAUCAUGAAGAUGAAUUGGAUGUUAAUCUUGCCCCUGGGAAUUUAGCGUGCAGGAGGAAAAAGCAUGGAUUAGAGUACUCUUCUAAGAGACAGAUGGGCUUGGGGGCCUAAUAACCAGGAAAAAAAAAUUAAUUUUAUUACAAUUAAGUGUCCCUGGUAGAAA